AUGGCGGCUAUCAAAGACCUUUUUUUGGUCGUGACAACUACGACCCUACUCUUCUUGCGAAUCGUAGUCUCCUCGCCAGUACCUUUAGCACAAGAUGGUUCAAUCCCAGACCCACCUUGCGACCCGGUCUCGACCUAUAGCCCGGAAUGGUUUCUCGCGAAUGUCAACGACGACUAUCGAAGGAACUCUUCCGUGUUCGAGAACCGGCUCCUGUUCUACACAAGGCGCUGCACAGACGAUGCUAUUCGGCUCAGCUGCAGCAGUGACGGCUUCUAUAUCACGAUCUGGAAUGUCUGGCCCCAAAGCUUCUACAACAACGAGCACACCGAGCCAGAGCUCGAGCGAUGCAUCUUCUCCAGCACCACGUACACUCAGGAGUACUAUGAGAACAUGUCCGCAGCAUUUGCACGUCUGGCAAGAGGAAGCGCAACUGUGAUGCACGAUUCGGCAGACUGGGCUGAUCCUCCCAUGGAUGGCAUAUUUGGGAGGAUAGAGGUACCUAACAUUUCGGAAUACACCGAUGUCGAAGAGUUAUGGGCCAUCAAUGAUGCUACCAGCAGAGCUGCGAUGCGUGGUGACAUCUACAGCUUGCCAUCGUACCAUAGAUCGCUGCGGAUGGCACAGCAGCGGAUGUAUAAGACAGAUAUGUCGCUGCGAAAGCAAGGUCUCUUGUCGAGGUCGGAAGCACUGUUCGAGAAGCGUGCCGCUGAAGAUGUGGAUUGGUGUCCUGGAGCGAGAAAUUGGAGGCAUGAACGAACACAGCCACUGCGACAUCUGAUGGAUGGGUACGAUUUGUCCUAG
Molecule: messenger RNA, 801 nt
Organism: Fulvia fulva
Lineage: Eukaryota; Fungi; Ascomycota; Dothideomycetes; Mycosphaerellales; Mycosphaerellaceae
Exons: 3
Coding region: 1-801 (266 amino acids)
Source: RefSeq, a predicted model, not a curated record